AUGCAAAUGAUUCCCUGGCAAAUACGUGUAUUUCUACAUACUUUGACAUUUGUUUGUUCAAAUAAAUCGAAAGAGUCUAUGGAUUUCUUUGGCGAAUACACGCUUGCAAGGGAUGGAAUGAGGCCUUUACUUAUUGAAUUGAAUAUUUUAUUACCGGCAAAUUCCAAAUGUAAAAUUGAAUUUGAAUUUGAAGCAGCGUUUUUAAAAAUAUCAGAAUUUCCUCCAGAUGCUAAUAGUGGUAUUCAUGUUCCUGGCGCUGUUCUUUCAAUUUCACAGGAUGAUUCAACAAAUUUGUCUCUUUUUAGUACAUUUACAAACAAAUCAGCAAAUCAAAAAAUAUUUGGCGAGCCAUUACUUAUUCUUCUCCCUGUGCCUGAUUUUAGUAUGCCAUUUAAUGUAAUUUGUUUUGUUUGUUCAACAAUUGCUAUUUUUUAUGGAAAUAUAUUUGCUUUGAGUACAAAAUUAAUGAAACUUUUCCCUAAAGAAGAGAAGUUGCUAGAAAAUGAACAGGAAUCUAUGCUAACAGUUAAACAAAAAAUAUUUAAACGUUUUUAUAAUUUAUUUUCUCGUUAA
Molecule: messenger RNA, 573 nt
Organism: Meloidogyne enterolobii
Lineage: Eukaryota; Metazoa; Nematoda; Chromadorea; Rhabditida; Meloidogynidae
Source: the annotation of a GenBank genome assembly